Molecule: messenger RNA, 2781 nt
Organism: Electrophorus electricus (electric eel)
Lineage: Eukaryota; Metazoa; Chordata; Actinopteri; Gymnotiformes; Gymnotidae
Gene: ifnlr1
Product: interferon lambda receptor 1
Biological process (GO): cytokine-mediated signaling pathway
Cellular component (GO): plasma membrane
Molecular function (GO): cytokine receptor activity; protein binding
Source: RefSeq, a predicted model, not a curated record
GCCCAGCCUCUUCUGGUAGACACCACAACACCACAACAUGCAUUCAACCAGCAAGAAUGCCACAAAGCAGAUGUGUGGUUUUUGGCUCUAACGAAUGUGGAUUAUCUCAAUCCACUGUAAUGCAGAUUUGCCCUGUCCCUGUGUAACUAGUCCGAAACACUCCUGGGGAAUUUUGAAGACAUGGCCAAUUAUAAGAACACUUCCUUAUGUUGUGCGUUGCUUCCAUCUAUGUAGCGCUCGCUUGAGAAAAAGGAAUUAAUCCUCUUUAGUGCAUUUGUUCGCUGAUCGCAGCUCAAAUUGGCAGUCCAGUAGGGGUAACGGUAAAGGAACUGCUCUGUUUAACUGCUGAACGGCAGCUCAGUGUGUGUGUUUUACAGCUGCUCCUGCAGGGCCACGCACAAGUCUCAUAUUUCAACCCAAAGGCGCAAGGUGCGGAUGCAAAGUGUAUCAUGGCCUUUCUUUCUCCAAGGGCUUUUUUACUUUCCUUUUGCACUUCCUAGAAACUGACACGUUCCCAGUGCGUUUAUCAUUAGUGAGAACCUGAAAUACAAGAACGGGGCCCGGCCAAGGCAGUGGGAGGGGGUUAGGCAGGCGGAUGAAAACGGAACACACUGAUCAGGUAACUCCAAAGUUCACCUGCACACACAGACACACUCACACACACACCUGUGGAUGACUACUCCUUUGCCCUGGACUCUACAGAAAACAAAACAGGAAAUGAAGGCAUCAGAUGGCUCUUUGCCCUUUCCUACACAGGACAGCAAACGAUGAGAUGUGAUUUUUUUUUUUCCGUCCAAAGGUUGUGCUUUUCUCUCAAGAUCACUUCAAGUUUCCACAUGCCUCUGGAUUACCAGCACUGGAGCCUUGAAUGGACAUUCCGAAUUCAGAUGAUAAGAACCUAAAAAAAAAAGUGGAUUUUCCCUUUAGCCUCCAUGCUCCUCCGUCUGGACAUGUGGUCUCCAAGAACAGCACUUCUCCUCCUCUGGUGCUCAGGUUACUGCUGCUAUGACUGCAAUAUGACAAACGCUCACUUUGAGUCUCAGAACUUUUACACUGUGCUCCGCUGGGAAGCAGUAGCUAUCCCGGGUGAAGAGGUCCGCUACCGUGUCCAGUAUAACAAAUACGGAGAAGCUUCGAGACCAAUGGCAGGAUGCCAGAAUAUCUCUAUCCCUUUCUGUAAUCUCACCUCUGUGAUGACUGAUGUUCGCUCUAGAUAUUCUGCCAAGAUUAUGGUCAAUGAGAAAUGUGGUCAAAACGUCGUCUUCACUCCCUCUGAGCAAACAAUCCUCGGAGCUCCAAAGCUGUCCAUAAGCGUGGCCGGGUCCACUGUCACCGUGAGGGCCACAGCACCUAUGGGGCCCCAGAACCUCUCCAUUGACAAAAUCAUCUGCUGGGAGAAAUGCCAGGGAUCCGAUGAAGCCCCCGUUAACUACAUAGUCCGUCUCACACACCCAGAAACCGAAGUUGAAAGGCAACCAUUCGAGAACAAGUCUGGCACGGUCACUCUGCACCAUUUGGAGCUGGGAAAAGAAUACUGUGGCAUUGUACUGUACCAGCUGACCCACCCCGCUGUAAAUCGGCACAGUGAGAACGCCACCUUCUGUGUGACUUUGCCAGCUGUAGGUAAGCCCUGGAUGCAGGUGCUCUUCAUGUCUGGAUUAGUGGCACUUGUCUUCCUCGCCACCCCAGCCUUGGUCCUGUGCCAGCUCUACGUCACAAGGAAGCGUCGUGUGCCUGCAGCGCUGAUCAUGUCAAAAAACAAUACUGUGCCUUACUACCCAGAUCCUCAAGUGGUAAUCGCAGAUGUGAAGAUAUGCUCAGAGUUUAUAAAGAAUACAGACAAGUUUGAACCACAGUCACAUCCUGUUUUGCAUAGGAGAUCAAAUCCUGUAAGUAAUGAAAGUGGCUAUGCAGUCCAGGACCACCACAGCCAAAUUUGGCAAUCCUACACCAAUCCACAGUCGACAUCAGUCGGAACCUGCGACCAAAACACUACAUCCUCUAACAGCUACAGCAUGGUGGUAUCCAUCUCAGUCCCAGGUCCAGAGGAUCCAUCCCAGUUUGCAAAAGAUGGCUGUGUGGGAGACUCCAUUAUGUCUGGAACUUCGGGACAAGUGUGUGCCACAGAGGACAGGGAUUCAUUCCAGGUCUUAUGUAACCCGGAACUAGAACAUGAGAUGGGAAUGGUGGAAUCCAGGUGUGAUCUCCUGAUGCUGCCUGUGUUACGGGACAGCAACGAGAACUUGAAGUUCUCCAGCAUUUUCUUUCAACCUAUGUCUAGUUCUGACCUGGCUCACAGCUCAGAGAACACACCUCCUGUGACAGAUUUGACCCCAGCUGGUGAAAGGUGCCCUUUGCUGACUGAGCUUGUCACCAUGGACGAGUCAGAAUGGCUGGGCAGCGAGUUAGGUUUGAACUGCAGGAGAGCCUACCUUCCAAAUGGAGCUCCUCAGAGCUGUUCUGUGUUCUGCUCUACUGAAACUGCUCCCCUGGCCUUGUUCUCUGACUCCGUGUCAAACUACAGAAGGAACUGGGUACCAGGGAUCUCUCCAGAAACCCAGCUAAACAAAAGGGACUGUACCAUGAGGACUGUGCAGCUACAUGCUUUAGCUGAACAACAGGAAGAGGAAGCGGAGGAGGGGGAAAAGGAAACACAGUCACGUUUCGGCAGCAUCGCUUUGGGUGGGUGGAUGUUACAAAUCCAAGGAUAGUCUUCUAUUCCUGAAGCCUAACUUCUGAGAUAACUGUCGCUUUAGUUUUAAGGGAACACUUCACUCAAAC